GCUGACUGUCACUCCAGGAGGCGCCUCUUCGCGAGGCAGCAAGUGAAUCGCCGAUCGCCCGCCAAGUCGAGGCGGCCCGCGAGCUGCCGCGCGAACGCGUGGAAGUCGCACGCAAGAAGCAGCGAGUCGAGCCAGCCGAGGAGCGUUCGGUCUCGAUGGCGCCGGUCGAAUCGCGCACGCCUCUGCGCGAAGAGCGCCCUCGUCCGCAGCCGAGCCCAGCUACCCGACUCCUUCCUGCCUCGCACCUGCGAGCAUCGACGCCUCAUGCCAGUAAAGGCACGACACUGCGUUCUGCGCAUCGCGAGCCCUCGACGCAGGCUCGCUCACAUGCGGUCCGACCGCUCGAGAGCAGAGCCGAGACAUCCUCAGCCGAAGACGCGCUCUCGGUGCGCCAGCUGGCGGAGGCGGCUCGUGCGAAGCGAAAAGCUGCGCUGCAGCAUCGUCAGACGAACCUCGAAACGACGGAGGCGGAGGCCAGAGUCGUGCAACAGCGUGCGGCAGAGAUGCGCAGCGCCGCUGAUCGCAUCAUGCAGGUGCGUAGUGCUGAGUGCUGGUCAAUUGCGGCAAUGCUCAUCUUCGCGAUGGCACACAGGCGUUUACGCGCGACGCAAGUGGUCAACUAGCUCGUCGGCUGAGUGCGGCAGAGCAGCAAGUGCACAAGCUCUGCAGCGACUUUGCGAGUGGCGUGUCGGAGAUUUCUGCGCUGACCGCCCGCACAGCUGAGACGCUCCUCGUCGGCGUCGACGGCCUCGAGCGCGCCAUUGAUGCGCUCGAGAAGAACAAGGCGCGCUUUGAAGAGUCGAGCAGCGCCCUGGAGCGCAUGUUGCGCCACACGCGAGAGGGACGUGCGGCGCAUGAAGAGACGGGAGAGGCGUU
Tilletiopsis washingtonensis is the source of this 876-nucleotide messenger RNA. RefSeq lists its product as hypothetical. The record is from RefSeq and is a predicted model, not a curated record. The transcript is spliced from 2 exons. Lineage: Eukaryota; Fungi; Basidiomycota; Exobasidiomycetes; Entylomatales. Bases 156 to 623 code for a protein of 155 amino acids.